Gongylonema pulchrum is the source of this 540-nucleotide messenger RNA. Lineage: Eukaryota; Metazoa; Nematoda; Chromadorea; Rhabditida; Gongylonematidae. The record is from the annotation of a GenBank genome assembly.
AUGUCUUUUGUGCUUCAAGGAUCCUCGGCAUGUUUUGCUUGGUGGAAGGUGCGGAGGAAAGCGAAGCAAGUCUCAAUGCCCGUCCUUGAAUUUGUAAAAACAAGCGCCGAUCCGAGUUUGAGCGUUGUAUGCCUGGAAGAUUCAGCUUCCGUCCUGGGAACAUUCAUCGCUGCUUCGUCGAUCUUUUUGAGUUGCCUCUGGAAAACAAGCGUUCCGGAUUCUGUUGGCUCAAUUUUGAUCGGUACCCUGUUGGGCAGUGUUGCAGCAUUCAUUAUUCGGCAUAAUGCAAUGCAUCUGGCUGGAAAAUCUGUCCCACAAUCGGUGAUCAACGAUAUUGUGUCACGACUGAGGCACGAUAGUAUCAUAAAGUCAGUACACGACGUGAAAGCUGUGGGUCAUGGUGUUGAUCAGGUCCGUUUCAAGGCAGAAGUUGAGUAUGACGGACGCGCAAUCACCAAUUUGUACCUUUCCGAAUCUUGUCACAUUCCUUCUCUCAUCGAGGUAAUUUUUUCGUUUUGUUGCUCUGUUUGGUUUUUCUAA